Messenger RNA from Helianthus annuus (common sunflower), 2346 nucleotides. RefSeq lists its product as uncharacterized. Bases 298 to 2070 code for a protein of 590 amino acids. NCBI's taxonomy places the organism in Eukaryota, Viridiplantae, Streptophyta, Magnoliopsida, Asterales, Asteraceae. The transcript has 12 exons. The record is from RefSeq and is a predicted model, not a curated record.
UAAACUUGACACAACAAACGAAGAGACCUAACACCGUUUACCCCCUCCAAUACCCUUUGCAGCGCUUUAUAUCCGAAAUCGGCGCAUCACUACCGUCGCCGGGCUUCCACCUCCACCACCAUCACUAUCAUUUAUAACAACUUAAUCGCCUGAAAAAAAAACCUAAUUCACAACACGCAUAUGUUUGCAGUAUAAUCACUCGAAAAAACCCUAGCUCCGGUCAUUCCUUCAUUCAAUACUCCAAUUGGGCAAUUUCUUCUUCAAUCAACAUCUGAAUCAACCAAAUUGACAUGAUUGAUGGUGGAAAUCAACAUGAUUCACCAUCAACAGCAGCAAACAACUGCAAUUUCAUCUAUUCCGAUCAGUUCUCCCUCUUCUUCCACCAUUAGACCACCACACACCACCACCACAACCGCCGCCGCAACUAACAACAACAUGCAGCAGAAGCCGCAACAGCAACAGCAGCAAAUACCGUCGCCGAUAUCUCUGGCGUCGCAGCGGCAACUGCCGAGUCAAUUUGUGACGCCGAUUUCUGCGGCUCAUCCUACCGGAGAGCCUGCGGUGAUUAUGUCUAGUUCGUCGCCGGUGGCGAGAGUUAGGUUUUCGGAUCUGGUUCCGUACGAUGGAGUGGCGACGGAUGGUUAUUUGAGAGCGGUGGAGAGUUUAUCCGGUUCGCUUACGCGGCAUAACGCGGUGGUGAUUGAGUUAGGGGUUGAGGAUGGGGCGUUGAUGAGGUGCGGGUUGGAAUCAGCUAGGAUGUAUUUUAGAACUAGGGCUCAGAGUGGUGGUUGUUGGAGUGGUAGUAAUGGUAAUAAUGGAUUUUACAAGUAUAGAGCAGGAAGGGCUUUAGAAGAUAUGGAUUCAUCUCCACCAUGUAUGGCAGAUGUUUUCAGAUGCAUGGGAAAGGCUGCUCGUGCUGCUUUAAAUGCAAUUGCUAGGCACCUUCGUUUAAGAAGCGAUGCUUUCAACCAUCUACUUGAUGACAACCCAUUACCUGCUAAUGAGGCAUCAUCGUCAGUGCUUGUUGCAUCGUACUUGCACAUGCCAUUGCAAAAGGGAAAAGGUGCCAUUGGUGGUGGGAACAUAACAACAAAUAAUGAAAGUGAAAAGGGAUUAUUAACAUUGAUCAGUUCAGAUACACCUGGUCUUCAGGUUCGUGAUCCCAAUGGUCGUUGGUACCUAGCAGAUUACAGUUCUGCCCCUGGGGAUCUUUUACUAUUAACAGGGAAGGCACUCAGUCAUGCCACUGCUGGCCUUCGCCCUGCUGCUUCAUAUAGGGCUGCAACCGAUUGCACUUCUACCACUUCUAAUGCUGGGAGGUCGUCAUUAGCAUUUAGGCUCAUGCCACAAAGUAAUGCCAUAUUAGACUGUUCCCCUAUUAGAACAGCGGGCCAUGUGAUCCCUCAAAGCUAUGUACCAAUUUCUGUCAGCCAGUUUAUGGAUGAUCUUUCUGCUGACGAGGAUGUACCCUGUAACGGCUCUGAUAGUGCUUUUACGGGUUGGAAAAUUUCUAAUAAAGAACCAUCAUUAAGAAGUGUACUCUCUGAUUCAUUAUCUGGUACAUUUCUUGAAGAUGCUAUGUUUGCUCCAUGCGGGCAUUCAUUUGGUGGCAUGAUGCUCAAGAGGGUCAUAGAGGCGGGAAGAUGUACAGUCUGUGAUGCUGAAGUUGGGAAUGCAUCUUUAAUACCUAAUCAUGCUUUAAGAGCUGCAGCAGCAGCUGUUAAACGUGAGGAUGAUCGACGGCUUUUCCACAAUGCUGCUAUGAGGAAACAAAGAAGAGAAGUUGGCGACCGCUGGGUAAAUGGUGAUGCUACUUCUGAAAAUGGGUCCCAAAGAUGUGUGCAGUAUCCAUUUUCAGUAAACGAGAAAGUUGUUAUUAAGGGAAACCGAAGGACACCGGAUAAAUUUGUUGGGAAAGAAGCCAUCAUAACUUCACAAUCUCUUAAUGGCUGGUACCUGGUAAAUAUUAUUGAAAGUGGAGAGAAGGUUCGGCUGCAGUAUCGAUCUUUCACAAAGAUCCCAAAUUCUCCGCCACAACCUCAGCCUCCUCCACCGGCUACAACCAGUUGAUUUUCUUUAUCGACUCACGCCUUUAAGAUUAUAAGUGUCGAAUUAAAAUGAGUUAUUUUUUAGUAGCAGCUAAAUUUGUAAAAAGGUUUCUUAUUUAUUUAUAUCUUAGUUUGAUAUUUUCAUGAGCUAGGGUGUAAAGAAUCCAAGUCCCAAGUUUGUCUAACCUAGCUUGGUGCAUUUCGAGCUUAGUUGGUUCGUGAGUUUCAAGCUUACCCAAGCUCGAUCAUGUUUAUUAUUUACAAACCAAUUUUGUUUAUACAUACAAAGUUUUAUUUA